Molecule: messenger RNA, 1424 nt
Organism: Dimorphilus gyrociliatus
Lineage: Eukaryota; Metazoa; Annelida; Polychaeta; Dinophilidae
Source: the annotation of a GenBank genome assembly
GUUUUUCGAACCAGACUUCCGGAACUCAUCAUAUCUUCGUGACUAGUUAUAGUAACCGAAACAAAAUAACAAUGGGGGACGACGGUAAAUUGCAAAAAAUGGAAGUGGAUUACUCUUCCACUGUAGACGAAAAGAUUCCUGAGUGCGAAAAACUGGCUAAGAAUGGAAAACUUAAUGAGGCUAUUGAGAUUUUACUAUCAUUGGAGAAACAAACUCGCACCGGUGCUGAUAUGCAUUCAACGGCUAAAAUUUUAAUUGCAAUUGUUCGAAUGUGUUUUGAGCAAAAAAAGUGGGAUUUAUUAAAUGAGAAUAUACUAACUUUGACAAAACGACGAGGACAAUUGAAACAAGCAGUAACGAAAAUGGUACAAGAAGCAAUGACUUAUCUUGACAAAACCCCAUCUUUAAACAUAAAGCUGAAACUAAUUGAUACUUUAAGGACAGUAACUGCCGGAAAAAUUUAUGUUGAGAUUGAGAGAGCUCGUCUUACCAGAAUCUUGGCAAAAAUUAGAGAAGAUCAAGGCGAUAUUAAUGAAGCUGCUACGAUUCUUCAAGAACUCCAAGUAGAAACAUACGGUUCUAUGGAAAAGCGCGAAAAAGUUGAGUUCAUAUUGGAACAAAUGCGCCUCUGUUUGGCCAAGAAAGAUUAUAUUAGAACCCAGAUUAUAUCCAAGAAAGUUAGUUCUAAAUUCUUUGAUGAGAAAACCGAAGAUUUAAAAAUAAAAUUCUACGAAUUAAUGAUUGAAUUGGACGAGCAUCACCAGUCAUAUUUGGCAAUUUGUAAGCACUAUAGACAACUCUUGCAAACAAAAGCAAUUCAAGAAAUGACAGCUAAGAGAAAUGAUAUGAUCAAGGCCUCAGUUCUUUACUUGAUAUUGGCUCCUUUCGAUAACGAACAGUCGGAUUUAAUACAUCGCGUUAAAGGAGAAAAAGAAUUAACUACUGUACCUGAAUACAAGAAAUUGAUAGAAUUUUUCACCACCGAUGAAUUGAUGAGGUGGACUGAAAUCAAGCGUGAUUUCGAAUCAGAAUUGACCAGCGGAACAGCAGGAAGUUCAGCAGCAGCCAUUUUCAAUACUAAAACCGAUCAGGGUACUUCUAGAUGGAAAGAUUUCAAAGUUCGAAUUGUCGAACAUAAUAUAAGAGUAAUGGCUCAAUACUAUGUCAGAGUUACACUUAAGCGAAUGGCUGAAUUGUUAGAAUUGACGGAAGCCGAAGCGGAAGAAUUUCUCUCAAACCUUGUAGUGAAUAAGACAGUCUCGGCGAAAAUUGAUAGACUGGAUGGAAUAGUCCAGUUUAGUUCGGCUAAGGAUCCAAAUAGUAUAUUGAAUGAUUGGAAUCAUAGCGUCGUACAGUUAAUGAAUCACAUAAACAAAGCAACUCAUCUUAUAACUAAAGAACAAAUGGUACACAAAGUAAAAUGA